Molecule: messenger RNA, 1743 nt
Organism: Schizophyllum commune H4-8
Lineage: Eukaryota; Fungi; Basidiomycota; Agaricomycetes; Agaricales; Schizophyllaceae
Exons: 2
Coding region: 86-1669 (527 amino acids)
Source: RefSeq, a predicted model, not a curated record
ACGGUAUACAUGGGCCGGUCCGACUCGUGUCACCUAUAUCUGACCUUGCGCACAGGCCACUGCAAAAGCUCGUGAUGCAGUGCAGAUGGUCUUGUCGUUGCUUAAAAGCGGAGCAACCGAUCCCAGAAGACUAACACACUCUUCCUCUACCUCCAUGAUGCCCUCCACCUCCUACACGACCGCUGUAAAGCGGCCCAAGGCACGAAGACACGGUGCACAUCAAAGCAUCGCGGCUACUCUGCCUACAGAACUACUCAGCGAGAUCUUCUGCUUGUACCUUGGCAUCGUGGGCGGACGCUGGUCCGGCCGCCCUUGGGAAGAAAGACAGUCCCCACUGCCUCUGACGCACGUCUGUUCCUUAUGGCGCCAGAUCGCCAUGGACAAGCCAGAGUUCUGGACGCAUCUCGUCAUCUCCUGCCCUACUUGUGUGCCAUACGAACUUCGCCUGCGACAAUACGCUGACUGGAUCGAGCGCAGCUCGCCUCAUCCCAUCUCCGUCAAACUGCCAGUCAGAUACACCAUCCGGGACAAGGCGAAUAUGCUUGCCUCGACUUUACUCCCGAGAACUGCCUCGCGGAUCAGCACUUUGGACCUCGACAUGGCAGGUCAUAACUACCAAUGCGACAAGUCUAUCACCGCCCUCCUCACGCUGGCUCCCGGGAUCUUCCCAGCCCUCACGCACCUGAAGCUCGGGUAUAAAGACAACCUUCCAGACAACAGAGUCAUCACGGUUUUCAACCAGUCGCCCCUGCGGAGCCUGUCUUUCAAUGUCGAAGCCCGCCUUGAAGGUAUCUUGGGGGCUGAGGCUUUGCUCGACGUUGCGUGGAAGGAACUGGAGGACAUCUCUCUGGACUUCGAAGACCCGUCAAUAGGGACUGCCGAAAGUCUCUCGUGGUUCAUCUUCAGGCAUCUUCGCGACGUCCAAACGCUUUCUCUGGCGGUGGUGCCCAACGAGCGUCCUGGGGAGAUGAUUUUGACGCUGCCCCACCGUGCCACGCUGCCUCGGAUGCGAAAAUUCACCAUGACCACAAAAACCUGUCUACUACCCGACUUCAGACACAUCACCACUGAUCAGGCGCUCUUCCGCACACUUGACCUGCCUGCGCUCGAGAAGCUCCACGUCCGCUACGAGUACGAUCACCGCUUCUUGACUCGCGUCGAAGAAGGCUUUCUUCCGCACAAAUACCCUUCCGGCCUCUUCGACGACGAGGGCUUCAGGCAGACCUCGCUCGGGCAGUUGCGCGAGUUGCACCUAACUGGGUUGGGCAGAGUCCCGGGAGAGAAGCUUCUUCCAGUACUCGAAGCCACCCUGAUGCUGGAAAAGCUCGUUCUGAGCGACUCCAUGGAGCUCCGCCGUCCCUUCUACGAGCGCAUGGCCUCGCCGAGCGUCCUCGUUCCUCUGUUGCGGACGCUCGAAAUCAUCUAUACCGAUGGCGAAACCAAGGAGGACUUCGUGGCCAUGACUGAGGGGAUAGAGGUGCUUCUGCGCGGGCGGUGGGGAGGAAGGAAUCGGGGUCUACGGGGAUCAGGGGCUCCCGUGCUCAAGGCGAUGAUUGUGACUCGGGAGUGGGAGGGUAAACCGGUACCAGCUCCAGGCAAGUUUGACAAGGCGUGGAUGAACGCCAUGGACAAGCUGCGUCCGGCCGGAGCGAAAUUAUGCUUGAGAUAGGUUGUAUUUAGUGUCGCCCUCAGACGUGUUCUCAUACUGCUCGCUCUGGAAUGUACCUUUCAGUGCUGGCGAUG